CGCGCGCCGCCCCCGCCGCGCCCCGCGCCGCCCUUGCUAGCCGGCGCCUCCCGCCCCCUGCAUUGCUGAUGCUGCUGCUGGCAGACAUGGACGUGGUGAAUCAGCUGGUGGCUGGGGGUCAGUUCCGGGUGGUCAAGGAGCCCCUCGGCUUUGUGAAGGUGCUGCAAUGGGUCUUCGCCAUCUUCGCCUUUGCCACAUGCGGCAGCUACAGUGGGGAGCUCCAGCUGAGCGUGGAUUGUGCCAACAAGACCGAGAGUGACCUCAGCAUCGAGGUCGAGUUCGAGUACCCCUUCAGGCUGCACCAAGUGUACUUUGAUGCACCCACCUGCCGAGGGGGCACCACCAAGGUCUUCUUAGUUGGGGACUACUCCUCGUCAGCCGAAUUCUUUGUCACCGUGGCUGUGUUUGCCUUCCUCUACUCCAUGGGGGCUCUGGCCACCUACAUCUUCCUGCAGAACAAGUACCGAGAGAAUAACAAAGGGCCCAUGCUGGACUUUCUGGCCACGGCUGUGUUUGCCUUCAUGUGGCUAGUUAGCUCGUCGGCGUGGGCCAAGGGGCUGUCAGAUGUGAAGAUGGCCACAGACCCAGAGAACAUUAUCAAGGAGAUGCCUGUCUGCCGCCAGACAGGGAACACGUGCAAGGAACUGAGAGACCCUGUGACCUCGGGACUCAACACCUCGGUGGUAAGCCCUAAGUGCUGGCUGGAGGAGGGAGAGUGGAAAACAGUACAGUCCGGCAUGGGGAGUAGUGGAGCGGGAGAAUAAGAGGAGAGUCAGGGGAGAUCCAAGGGGUGUCCCUGGAGAACACGUGCCAACACUGAAGGAUGAGCUAGCAAUUGUAACCACUGUGACACCACAGACUGUCCCCAAAGGGGGAACAUGACAGCUUCUGUCCAGAUUAGGUUUGGGAGGCCUGGAUCCCAGACCCAGCCUAGACAUGUAGAAUUUCUGGCAACUCAGCACCCUCUUGGGACCUCAGUUUCCUCAUGUGCAAAAUGAAGGAAAAACUUGAAAUGUUUCCCCACUUGGAUGCCCCCUGCUGGCUGGAGUCAGACUGUCUGCGCUCAAAUCCCAGCUCUACAUCUUGCAAGCUCCCUGACCUGAAACUGGCGACAGCCUAUCAGGGUUCAGUUGAGCAUGUAUAAUCGAAAACUAAUAAUGGGUCUUGCUCCAAAGUUGAGUAUUUAGUGAACUAAUAAUACGGAGUGCUCAGAAAAGGGCCUAGCACAAGGUAAGUCGUAUACAAGGAUUACAGAUGCUAAGAUUACAACUUUUCUUUCCUGUCACUUGCUGGAUGUGAGACUUCAGGUAACUUAGCCUCUAGGGCCUCAGUCUCCUCAACUAUAAAAUGGA
Messenger RNA from Piliocolobus tephrosceles (Ugandan red Colobus), 1352 nucleotides. Its product is annotated as synaptophysin. NCBI's taxonomy places the organism in Eukaryota, Metazoa, Chordata, Mammalia, Primates, Cercopithecidae. Gene Ontology annotation, biological process: regulation of neuronal synaptic plasticity. The transcript has 5 exons. Bases 69 to 764 code for a protein of 231 amino acids. The record is from RefSeq and is a predicted model, not a curated record. Gene Ontology annotation, cellular component: synaptic vesicle; synaptic vesicle membrane; presynaptic active zone.